Messenger RNA from Durusdinium trenchii, 312 nucleotides. The record is from the annotation of a GenBank genome assembly. Lineage: Eukaryota; Dinophyceae; Suessiales; Symbiodiniaceae.
AUGGCCGCCGGUCGGGUGAACUCCGUCUUCUACGCGGGCUUGGCGGGCUCCUGGCUUGGACAAGUGCCAGGUGUGAUCCUUUGCAUCUCGCUGUGGCGCAAGGACCUCUAUGGCAUUUACACCGGGGUGGCAGCGGGCUAUGGCCUUCUGGUUUUGCUCUACUCAGGCAUUGUUCUUUGCUUAGACUGGGACAAGGUCGUGGAGGAAGCUCAACUCCGCUCCGAGACCACUAAGCCGGACCUCACCAUGAGCAUGCAGCCGACCAACGCUGAGAACGACGAAGAGCAAUCACCCAAUACCAACGCAGCAUAA